AUGUAUGGCAGCGCACGGUCCGUUGGGCAUGCUGAGGCCAGCCCAUCCCGAUCCCCACACCUCCCUCGGUCCCCUAGAAUGGGCCACCGGCGGGUCAGUGCUGGCAGCAGGGGCAGCAAGUCUAGUAGUGGUGGAAAAACUCUGUCCAUGGAGAAUAUCCAGUCCCUCAAUGCUGCCUAUGCAGCAUCUGGUCCAGUCUACUUGAGUGAUCACGAGGCACUGGCCUCCUCUGCCUACCCAAAAGGCACCAUGACCUUGGGGCGCGCCACAAGCCGGACAUCCUACGGGGGAAGGGCCACCGCGAUGGGCAGCAGCCCCAACAUCAGCUCCUCUUUGGGGCAUCUUCACUCAGACUCGAUGGGGUACGGAGAUCACGGAGCCAUGCAUCUCCACUCGCUGCAGCACCAGGGGCCUUCUUCUCCACUGCUAAGACAGGCCGUGCGGGGCGUGGCCAGAGGAGACGGGGGCCCCCUGAUGGAGCAGUUGAGGGAGCUGCAGAGGGAGAAUGACAUAUUGAGGAGGGAGCUUGACGUAAAGGACAGCAAGCUGGUUUCUUCAGUCAACAGCAUCAAGAGCUUCUGGAGUCCUGAGCUAAAGAAGGAACGAGGAAUGAGGAAAGAGGAGGUGUCAAAGACGUCCAUACUGAAGGAGCAAAUGAGAGUGCUGGAUGACGAGAACCAGCACCUUCAGAUGACCAUCCAGACUUUACAGGAGGAGCUCCGUACACAAAGGGAUUUGAAUCAGCUCCUGCAGCAGGAGAACCGUACAGGCCCAUCUGACUCUACGUCUGACUGCUUCCCUGUCCUGGAGCUCACUGAGGACAACUUCCAUCAUCUACAGGCUGAGCAUGAGCGGCAAGCGAAGGAGCUCUUCCUUCUGAGGAAAACUCUGGAGGAGAUGGAGCUCCGCAUUGAGACCCAGAAACAGACACUGACUGCACGGGAUGAGUCUAUCAAAAAGCUGUUGGAGAUGCUUCAGAACAAGGGCCUCCCCAGGUCUGGGCUGCCUGACGAAGAGGGUCUGAGGGUCAGACGUGAGGCUGAGGAACAGCUGGGCCACCUGGAGAUCAUUCUGGAGCAGAAAGAGAAGGAGAACAUGCACCUAAGAGAGGAGCUACACCGGAGGAAUCAACAGACAGAUCCAGCUAAAACCAAGGCCUUGCAGACCGUCAUUGACAUGAAGGACACCAAAAUUGCCUCCCUGGAGCGGAACAUCCGCGACCUGGAGGACGAAAUCCAGAUGCUCAAAACCAAUGGCCUGCUGAACACGGACGACAGAGAUGAGGAGCUCAAGCAGAUGGAAGUCUACAAAAGCCACUCCAAGUUUAUGAAGAACAAGAUUGAUCAGCUUAAGCAGGAGUUAUCGAAAAAAGAGUCUGAGAUGUUGGCCCUGCAGACUAAACUGGAGACCCUGACCAAUCAGAAUUCAGACUGCAAACAGCACAUUGAAGUCCUGAAGGAAUCCCUUACAGCGAAGGAGCAGAGAGCCAAUAUCCUGCAAACAGAGGUUGAUGCCUUAAGGCUGCGUCUGGAGGAGAAGGAGUCCUUCCUGAAUAAGAAGAGCAAGCAGUUGCAGGACGUAACAGAUGAGAAAGGAACGCUGAGUGGAGAGAUACGGGACCUCAAGGACAUGUUGGAGGUCAAGGAGCGUAAGAUCAACGUCCUGCAGAAGAAGAUUGAAAAUCUGAUGGAACAGCUGAAGGAUAAAGAAAAACAGCUUGGAAAUCUGAGGGACAGGGUGAUGUCUCUACAGACUGACUCCAGCAACACGGACACAGCCCUCGCCACUCUUGAGGAGGCCCUCUCUGAGAAGGAGAGGGUCAUAGAGCAUCUGAAGGAGCAGAGGGAGAGAGAGGAGCGAGAGAAGCACGAGGAAGUGGAGGCAUAUAAGAAGGAAAAUAAGGAGAUGAAGGACAAAAUCGCCUCCUUACAGGCACAGCUCUUGGACAAAGAGUCUUCUUUACUGGAACUGAAAGAGCAGGUGUCAUCUCUGGCCUCUUCAGGCCUUCAGAAGGACUCAAGGCUGCGAGCUCUGGAGAGCAAUGUGGAGCAGCGAGCAGAGGAGUGCAGCAGGCUAGAGAGCCAGCUGCAGAAGGCCCUGGAAGCUGAAGAAGCAGCUCGGAGGAACCUAGAGCUCUCAGAGCGCUUAAAACUUCUGGAAAAAGAAAUGGCCUUCUAUAAAGAGGAGUCUGGAAAGUCUAAGGCAGAAGUGGACAGGCUUCUGUCUAUUCUUAGAGACGUGGAAUCAGAGCGCACGGAGAAGGACAACAAAAUCUCUGAGCUGGAGAGGCAAGCAAAGGAACAAAAUAAGAAAAUGGCAAGUGCAAAACCCACCCAGCUGGGAGAAAUGAGACCGUCUGAUGGGCCUCCACAGCUUCAUACUUCCCAGGCUUCAACGCAGGAGACAGCUGAGCAAAUCAGAGAGCUGGAGCGAGCUCUGAGAGAAAGCAUGAACACCUCUGCUCACAGAGAGGCUCUGUGGGCUCAGGAGGAGCAGGCACAUGCUCUAGCACAGAGACAGUUGGAGGAGCUGAUGACAGCCUUGGAGAAGACGCGGCAGGAGUUAGAUGUUACAAAGCAACGGCUGUCCACUACGCAGAUCUCACUUGCUGAGAGGGAAAAUCACCUGACCAGCAUGAGACAGGAGCGCCGGAAACAACUAGAGGAGAUUCUAGAAAUGAAGCAACAGGCGCUGUUGGCAGCCAUCAGCGAAAAGGAUGCUAACAUUGCCCUUCUAGAACUUUCGGCUUCUAAAAAGAAGACGAGCCAAGAGGAGGUGAUGGCCUUGAAAAGAGAAAAGGACAGGCUCAUGUACCAACUCAAGCAGCAGACGCAAAGCAGGAUGAAGCUCAUUGCUGAGAAUUAUGAAGAUGGCCACGUUCAUCCCCACCAUUCUUAUCACGCUCACCACGGUCACCCGGGAUACACACACCACCGUGGCCCACCGAGAGGACCACCAUCACACGCCAAUCACAGAGCCCAGAUAGAGCAGGAUGAUGAAGAGGGCAUCUGGGCAUGACUGUUGCCAAGGCAAUCAAUGCUCCUGUCAUGUUCAAAAGGGUGAGUAA
Molecule: messenger RNA, 3067 nt
Organism: Colossoma macropomum (tambaqui)
Lineage: Eukaryota; Metazoa; Chordata; Actinopteri; Characiformes; Serrasalmidae
Gene: erc2
Product: ERC protein 2
Exons: 16
Coding region: 1-3018 (1005 amino acids)
Biological process (GO): maintenance of presynaptic active zone structure; regulation of synaptic plasticity; neuromuscular synaptic transmission
Cellular component (GO): cytoskeleton of presynaptic active zone
Molecular function (GO): structural constituent of presynaptic active zone
Source: RefSeq, a predicted model, not a curated record